AUGGCGGCCGCGACGGCGACCGCUGCCGCACCGGCCGUGUUCGCCCCGGCGCUCGUCUCUCCCCUAUCGCGCCGCGCCUUCUUCCCGCUCCCCCGUCGCGCCGGCCAGCCCGCCAUCCCUCGGUCGCUGCGGCUCUUGGCGUCGGCGUCCCCGAGGAGAUGCGGGGUGGCCGUGAAUGCGGCGGCGGCAGGGGCCGCUGACUUCAGCGACGAUGAGAGCUCUUAUGAGGUAGACAUUCUGGGCAUUACCCCACUCGAUAGCUUCGACAACAUGAAGCUAGCAUACAAGAGGAAGCGCAAGGAAGCAGAGGAGACAGGAGAUGAGGACUUCUUGGCCAAGCUGGAGAAAGCGUAUGACACUGUGAUGAUGCAGCAGCUGCAGUAUAGGAAGAAGGGGGUCACAUAUGGAUCGGUUCAGGUAUCAAAGGAUAUCAAGUACGCUGACAAUCAACCAAUAGUUCCUUGGGGACCUAGACCCUCCAAAUCAGCAGUACAGGAUGUGCGCAUAAAUAUGGCAAUAUCAGCAGCAAUUGUUGUUUGCAUUGCUAUCAUCGGUAAUGCAGACUGGAAGCCUUUGCAGUUCUUGUGUUUUGCUUUCUUCUACAGAAUACUUCAGAAGCUGAGGGUUACUGAGCCACCAAUAACUCCAAUAUAUAAUGAGUAUGGUGAGGUUGAGGGAAGAGGGGUACGAAUGGCAAAACGUGUAUUCCGCGCUUUGGGUUUGAUAUUUGGAUGUGUAUUCGCUGCGUCCCUGGGUUAUACAAUAGCUCUUAACUUGGUUGAGUUAUCUUGGCAGCAGACUCCCCGUAUUGUUUAUUACUACCAGGAGUUGAUUGUUACAGCAGCUGCCUCUGUUCUGCUGUGCAUCACGGCUUCGUACUACCGGUAA
Triticum turgidum subsp. durum (durum wheat) is the source of this 888-nucleotide messenger RNA. The record is from the annotation of a GenBank genome assembly. NCBI's taxonomy places the organism in Eukaryota, Viridiplantae, Streptophyta, Magnoliopsida, Poales, Poaceae.